Morchella importuna is the source of this 465-nucleotide messenger RNA. RefSeq lists its product as uncharacterized. The record is from RefSeq and is a predicted model, not a curated record. Bases 1 to 465 code for a protein of 154 amino acids. The transcript has a single exon. NCBI's taxonomy places the organism in Eukaryota, Fungi, Ascomycota, Pezizomycetes, Pezizales, Morchellaceae.
AUGGCUUUCAAUGUGCUGUUGAGGGGUGUAGCGGAGGGUCAGGGGUGUGUCAAGGCCAUGGAAAUGUGUCAUAACCAUCAUACAAGGGGUAAUAAGCGGCCGGAUGGGGCGGUUAUUGGUGACGGCAUCAGCCUUAGGACAGUGUUGCAUCGUGCGGUGAAGGAGAUGAUUGAGUUGGAUUCGGAGCAAGAGAAGGAUGAUUGGGUGCCGGGUGAGUGGUGGGAUCCCAUGUGGGGGAAGAGGCCGAAGCAGAACCUGAGCAAGAGGAGCAAACUGAAGAAAGAGAUGGAGAAGGCAGAAAAAGCGGAGAGGCGGGAAAAGAGGCAAAUCAGGAGGAGAAGCAUCGAGUUUGUCCUUGACUGGUGCUGGAGAGAAAUGAGAGGGAGCGGUAUGGGCAUUCCAGACGUGGAGAAGACGGUUAGGAUCUGGCUGCAGAGGACUAGAUGGGCAGCAUUUUUAGAGUAA